AUGUGUCCCACCGGAACUUCCCUACCACCGUCGAGAAAACCCGCCGAUUUACGAUCGGCAUUUGAUGUCCUCGACGUUGACCGUGAUGGAAAGAUCAGCCACGAUGAUCUAAAGCGUUUUUACGCGGACGCAGGCGACGAGAUCAUCGGAACGAUGAUGAAGGUAGCCGAUUUGAACAAGGACGGCUACGUCGAAUACGAAGAGUUCGAGAACGUUCUGAGGACGAAUAAGAAUGGAAUUAGCAGCUGCGUAAUGGAGGAUGUGUUUAAUGAUAUGGACAGAGACGGCGACGGAAAAGUAGGUCACGGAGACCUCCGGAGUUAUCUUCGGUCGGCGGGAAUUGAAGUCAACGACGAUGAUAUCAAGGCGAUGGUUAGUUUAGGCUCCGGAGAUGAUGAUAACGACGGUGUAACGUUCGAAGGAUUUCUUAAGAUAUUGGCGAUUUGA
This is a messenger RNA of Lactuca virosa, 447 nucleotides long. The record is from the annotation of a GenBank genome assembly. NCBI's taxonomy places the organism in Eukaryota, Viridiplantae, Streptophyta, Magnoliopsida, Asterales, Asteraceae.